AUGGAGUGGCAAGAUGCUGUGUAUCUAUCCUGGUUUAUUGUGAGUGCAGCACCUUUUGGUGGUCCAAUAGGUAAGUACAUCAGACUUCUUCUAAGUGUUGUUUAACCAACAGGGUGGUCAGGUUUCAUUUCCCUGCAUUAUCUUAAGGUAAAUAGGACUCACCAGGGUAAACUUUUAAGAUCCAGAACCACAGAAAUGCUCUUAACAGCACUCUAAAUACCAGCAUUAAUUUGUAAGUUAUGUCUAUAUCAGCAAGAGUCCAUUAUACUGUACCAGAAUUUUGUUUCAGUCAACUGUCUGUAGAUGUCAAGGGAUUGGCUGAAAAAAGUUUAAAGGAAGAAAACAACUCUGAAGAACAUCCUGCUUCUUAUUAUUUUAGAACAGCUAGUGCAUAAAACAUGCAAUUGAUACAAUAUUAAAAAAUAUCAUUACUUUCUAACAGCAGUCCAGCUGUGUUGUAUGUAGAUGCUUAACUGUCAGUAAUAGUUAAAAAAAAGUAAUUGAAGGGCUCCAUGCUAAAUUGCCCCAUGCCCCUGUGGUGUAUUUUUGGGAUGAUUCAUUGGGAUUUAAGUAGGUUUAAUCCGUAAUGCACACCAAUGCUAACUCAUGUACUCUUCUACAUACAUGGGGUGUCAUGUAGCAGCCGCUCAGAAGAGAAGUCACCAAUGGUGCCUAACCCUGACUCCAAACAAUACUGAAACAAUUGAAUGAAUGACAUCAUUGUUUUCUGCGACCAAUUAGGAGAGACCUUACGAGCAGCUCCUACACAACUGUACAUGGUGGUGAGGAUGGUACACCUAAAUAUUUACAUGUCCUGCAGCCCCCCACAUGGAGAUUUCCUUUUUAGAGGAAUGGUUUGUAUUUGUUGUUUUUAAAAUUUUCAGCUCUGAUAAGAGAUGACAAGCAUUUUCCUCGAGUCCAAGGAUCAGCAAUUAAUAAACCCAUCAUUCACAUCUUUUCCUCUGCUGGAAGGGAACUUGCCACAGUCAAGGUAUGUGUCUUUUUUUAAGGUCUACUGCUACUUGUUGCUUAACCUGGGAACACAGACAAAGAGGAGUGUCGACCAGGCCAAGCAGGCUGUAGUGUUUCACGGUCAGUGAAACAUCCGGAUUUAACCGAAAUAAAUGCACACAACAACAGAUUCAACUCGACACUUGACCAUGUGCUUUUUAAUUACCCAUAACUCAUUUCGACCGUACACAAUUACAUCAUCGAUACUACAAUCUCUCCUUUUUUCCGAAUAAAUCGUCCAGUCCGGUUUCUUAAACAAAAUAACAAUACAAACUAUAACAGUCUCUCAAUGGCUACUAACUCAAGGAAAAAUGAUCCAAUGUCCAAGACUUAAAUCAAUACAAAAUGACAUUUUCAUAAAGGUGAAAUGUCCUUCGCAAGAACUGUCCAUUGUGUAAACAAAGUCUUAACCAAGUUCAUAAUCUUUUAGUCUCUCAGGUUGACGAUUGUGCCUAGGCCGCAACGCAUAAUGCUGAGUUGAAACUCUUGGUUCCUCUUCCUGAUUAGUUUCUGGGUCUUUUGACAAAGUCCCUUUAGGAUUGCUGGUUUCUGUUUCCUGUGAUUUGUCCUCCACAUACUUCUGUAGAUGGGUAACAUUUCUUUUGUAGUGAAUGCCAGCAGGAGACUUAAUUUCCACAUGACCUCCAUGUUUGUUGACCACUUCAUAGGGUGUGGCUUCAAAUGAUGGUGACAGCUUGUCUGACUUCGGUUUCUGAAGAAGAACUUUGUCUCCCUCUCUCAGGUUAGACUCACAAGCACCUCUCAGAUUAUCAGCAUAGUCUUUGCCUUUUUGCUUUCUUUCACGAUCUCUGUCCAAGACUUCACUGUCAUUACUAGCUGAGCGCAACUCUUCCACACCUGGGAGCUUUGAACGAAUCUCUCUUCCAAAUAACAGUUUAGCAGGACUCUCUCCAGUAAUUGUGUGUGGCGUGCUUCUGUAACCAAGCAAGAAUUUCUGCAAUUCCUUUCGCCAGUCACGUCCCUCGCUGUGCGCAACCCGCAUCGCUUUCAGCAGACUUCUAUUUUGUCUUUCAACCUCGCCGUUGGCUUGUGGCCACAUUGGAGUUGACGUUCUGUGUUCAAUGUUGUUGUCUUUGAGGUAGACUUCAAACUCUUGUGACACAAACUGUGGACCAUUGUCUGUUUUUAUUGACAGCGGUAGUCCAUGAGUAGCAAACAUUGCUUCCAGACAGCUAAUCAUUUUGCCAGAUGUCACUGAUUUGGUUACAGCUACUUCAAAGAAUCGACUAAAAUAAUCAACAACCACGAGUAGAUAUUCACCCGUCGGAAGGGGUCCUAGCAGAUCUACCGCAAGGUCUUGCCAUGGCUGUGUAGGCAACUCUGUUCUCUUCAUUGGUUCUGGGGGCAAAGGUUUCCCGACAAGCUGGCAACCAUGACAUGUUCUGCACCUUUGUUCUGCUUGACGGUCUAUACCGGGCCACCAUACUUUGGUACGGAGUCUUUGCUUGGUCUUAACGAUCCCUUGAUGGCCCUCGUGUGCCAGAUCCAGUACUUGCUUGCGAAGUUUCAUCGGAAUGACUAAUCUAGUUCCUCUCAACACUAACUUUCCUAGCACAGUUAACUCGUUUCUCACAGCUUUAAAAGCUGGCUCGCCGACAGCCCAAUCAUUGGUCUGAACACACUUCCUUAACAUUGCAAUUUCUUCAUCUUCAGCAGAUGCUUCUUCAAUUUCCUGGAUAGGUAUGGCUCUGGGGGCUGCAUUCUCUGCAACGUACCGAAUGUAUUCUUCCGCCACAUUUUUGCUUUCGUUUGAAAUUUCUUGGGUUAGGCGAGAUAAAGCAUCAGCUAUGUUCUGUGGGCCUGGACGAUACAUCACUGUAAACUCAUAUGGCUGAAGUCGUAAGACCCAUCUUUGGAUUCUCGCAGAGGGCUGAGAUUUACUUGAAUAGAUCACUUCAAGUGGUUUGUGAUCAGUUUCCAAUUCGAAAUGUUUUCCAUAUAGAUAAACAUGGAACCUUUCGCAAGCCCAGACUAGAGCCAGAGCUUCUCUUUCUGUUUGAGAAUAUCUUCUUUCAACUGCUGUUAGACUUCGGCUUGCGUAGUAGACUGGUCUCCAAUUGCCAUUUUGUUCUUGAGCAAGAACAGCACCCAGUCCAACUGGACUUGCGUCAGCAAUGACUCUUGUUUUGGCAUCUUUGUCAUAGUAAGCUAAUGUUUCUGCACUUGCUAGUGUUUCCUUCAGAGCUUUGAACGCUUCUUGUUGCUUCUCAUCCCAUUUGAAGGUUACACCUUUUCGUGUCAGCUGUCGAAGUGGUUCUGAAACUGUGGCCAGAUUUGGAAUGAAUUUUGCACUGAAAUUCACAAGUCCCAUAAAACUUCUCACUUCGGCUACAGACUCAGGCUCUCUGGCGUUGACUACUGCUUCAACUUUGGAUUCUGUCGGUCCAAUACCACGUGUAGACAAUAGGUAUCCCAUAAAUUCUAACUGGGGCAUCUUGAAUUUGCACUUCGCACUAUUCAAGGUCAAACCUCUUUGUUGCAAUCUUUCUAGCAGCUUCUCGAGCCUCUCAUCAUGUUGCUGGUCAUCUUUACCAUGAAGAAUGAUAUCAUCAGAUAUAUUACGCACUCCUUCACAUCCAUGCAGAGCUUGCUGGAUAGCAUGCUGAUAGAUCUCAGGAGCUGAGGUUACACCAAACAUUAAUCUCUUGUAACGAUAAAGUCCAGCAUGUGUUGUGAAUGUUGUGAUGUCACGUGAUUCUUCACUCAGUUCCAGUUGAUGAUAGCCCCAUUUAAGGUCUAACUUAGAGAACACACUGCUUUGGGUCAUGUCCUGGAGGACCUCAUCAACAGUGGGAAUUGGGUGUCUUUCUCUCACAAUAGCUUCAUUCGCUCUGCGCAUAUCAACGCACAAUCGAAUCUCACCAGAAGGUUUGGGAACUACUACUAUUGGGCUGACCCACGGUGUUGGUCCUUUCACUUUCUCAAUAAUGUCCAGCUGCUCUAACUCAUGCAACUUGCUCUCUACUUUCUCUCUCAGACUGAAUGGCACUCGCCUGGGAUGCUGAACAACUGGAUUGACUUCUUUAUUCACAUGGAUCUUAACUUGAUAAUCAGUUAACUUGCCCACUCCUUCAAAACAUGCUUUGUAUUUAUCAACAAGGUCUGGUGUACUUACAACAUUAACUUGUGGUCCCAGUCUUAGUGCAUCUAAUUCCAUGGCUGUCUUCCUGCCCAUUAUUGGCCUGCCUUCAUUGCAGAUGACAAUAAAUUCAGCUGUGACAUCUUUUCCAGCUAGGUUUACUGAUGCUUCGAACUUUCCCAGUGUGUCCAGUGGUUCUGAAGUUCCAUAAGGAUACAAUUUCUGAUUUGUCUUUUCUGACUUGCACUUUACUCCUUUUUGCUUCAAUUCUUCCCACGUCUUCUGAUCAAUGAUAUUACAUGAUGAUCCUGAGUCGAUGAGAACUCCAUUAAGAAUGACACCUCCAACUUGUAAAUCGACUAUCUCUGAUCCACUCCUGUCCCAUGUUUUACCGAGUCCCACAGUAAAAGCAUAUUCAUCAUCUUCACCAUCCUCCACGCAGUUGACUUUUCCUCGUCCACCUUGUUUCCGUGUGUCCUUUUUCUUCUUCUCUUGUUUACUCUUUGUCCUGCAGACUGAAGCAAAAUGUCCUGCCAUGUGACACUUUGUACAGGUUUUAGAUCUUGCCGGACAAUACUUGUCACGUGCGAAAUGUCCACUUUGUCCACAUCGGUAACAUUUCAGACUCUUCUGAUCACUUUUCCCAUUUCCUCCAGGUUUGUUGUCUUCCUUGAUGGCAUUAACAGACGCUCCCACAUCACCUUCGAUCUGUUUGGCUUGGGUUUGAGAUAACUCCAACGAUCGAGCAAUCUUCUGCCUGUCUGCCAAUGUUAGCUCUUGUCCCUUUCCCAGAAGUUUUCGCCGAAGCUCUGUGGACUUGCACUUAUCAAUGAUUUGAUCACGUAUUUGCUCAUUCUUCGUAGCACCAAAUUCACAAUUCGCAGCUUGAUUACUGAGCCUUACAACAAAUUGAUCGACCGUUUCAUGCUCUUCUUGCUUCAUUUGGCGAAAAAUGUGUCGCUCGUAUGGUACACUCACUUGUGGUGUAAAGUAUGCAUCGAGUGUUCGAAGUGCAGCCUUGUAUGCAUCGUCGUCUUCCCCUGCAGGUGCACCCGGAUCCGUUAGGGUUUCAAAGAUUUCUUGGACUUCCAUCCCUGCGCAAUGUAAAAGCAACGCCUUUUUUCGAGCGGCUGCUGUGAUUCCACGACCAUCGACGUAAAAUUGAAAUGAUUUUCGCCAUCGCCGCCAUCUUGGCCCCACACUCGUGCUAUCUCCUCGACAAUCAAAUGGCUUAAUUCCGCGAAGUUCGUCAUUUGUCGCCAUAACUUUCCUUCAAACAGACAUAUCUUCGUAUCACUUUAUCCUCGUCGCCAAUUGUAGUGUUUCACGGUCAGUGAAACAUCCGGAUUUAACCGAAAUAAAUGCACACAACAACAGAUUCAACUCGACACUUGACCAUGUGCUUUUUAAUUACCCAUAACUCAUUUCGACCGUACACAAUUACAUCAUCGAUACUACACAGGCUACUUGUUGUUUAAUGUUGACAAAUUUUGUCAAUAUUGUUCUUGGCUGGAAGAGUAACUGUCAUCAUUUUCCGUUAUUGCAUUGGAAAAGGGCAGGAACUUGUAUUAUCAUAUGGUUGGUUCUGUGAGCAGGAAAGAUGAAGCAAUAUUCUGACUGGUUACUGAAGCAGGGAGAAUGGAUCUAUCUUAGUCCAUCACUAGUCUGCUUCACAGCCAUUUUUAGUGUUGUCACACAAUGCUCCUACCCACCUCCCGUUGCGUGACAAUGCUAAAAACAACAGUGAAGAAGACUAGUCCAUCACUGCAUAGGAACAAGAACAAAAACCAAAAUGUUCUACUUCUGUAGGCUGUUGAUCAAGUGUUCUUUUUUAUUCUUAGUGGGAUGGAGGCCCCAUAGUUCAGAUAGGAUGGUCCGUCACAGAGGACCUACUUUGCGUGGCUGAUGAUGGUACAGUGAUGGUGUAUGAUAUUCAUGGCGCAAUCAAGAAAACCUUGUCAAUGGGACAGGUAAGUGUUAAAUCAUUUUGUGUCAUGAAAAGGCUGAAAAAGAAGACAUGAUGCAUGUAUGUUUGUAAAGUACCACAGCUUGACAACUUUUAGUCAGCAACUUGAAGCUCAUCUUAGCCCCUCGAUGCCAUAUCUUAUGUCAGUAAAUUCUUUAACCACCCCAAGUAAAUAAGUUUUCUGACAAAUUAAGUAAUCAUCAAUUUUUCCAUAACUAUAAGCAAAGUGAAUGUAAUUUAUAAUACAGUAUAUUAACAUCAAAAACAUAAGUCAUAGACUGUUUGCUACUUUAUUAAAGGGGUUGCACAAAAAUAGAGUAUACUCAUACAUAUACUUUUUGUAGCAAAGGCAUGGCCACUGAAUAAUAUUACCCGUAUGUCGUGUAUGUUUCAGGUCAAAAUUUCAAUUCAGGUUAAAAGCUUUUAGCCUUGGUUGAUUCUCUAUCUCCUUUGUCUCCUAGUCCUAAUUUAUUCAUGAAUUAGCUCUGUGAGACAAAGGAAAUCAAGAAUCAACCAGGGUAUGAUUUUAACCCAUAACAUACAUUGUAUUUAUGUUGUUUUUGCAUGUGGCCUUANGUGAGACAAAGGAAAUCAAGAAUCAACCAGGGUAUGAUUUUAACCCAUAACAUACAUUGUAUUUAUGUUGUUUUUGCAUGUGGCCUUAUCAAAUACACAGCAACUUCAUAUAUCUGGUGCUUUUAAGUUGGGUACAGCAGACGAAACUGGUAAUUUUUAUCUGCAUUUUUUUGUAGGAUGCCAAGGAAUCCAAAGUACUUGACUGCAAAACCUAUAAUUUUGCUGGAAGGACCGGCAUAGCUAUCCUGACUAGUAAUUACCACUUUUAUGUCGCAAACAAGGUGGAAGAGGUCAGGAGUCGACGGUAUUAUGACCCACCAGGUAAAAAAAAUCAUAAAGUUCAGUGUUUCAGUGAGAUUAAUAAUGUUUUAUUUUGAAGUUACAUGUUCGUCUCACAUGAUUUUGUGAUCUAUAGAACUCAAUAUCUGCUUGUGUCUCACUUUCCUUUGGUGAUAACUUUGAAUUUGGUGAGAGUUAAAUAAAAAAUUGUUGUUCAACAGGCGAUAAAGAAAUCUUGUCAUGCAUUAUUCCUUGUAGCAUUUGACUGACUUCAAGUGGGCUUGAAUUCUAACUUUUGUUUUUGCGGCGUGACUAUUUUUCAGGCUUUCUUCUCUUAAAUAUUUACGAUGAUCUGUCUUAGUUAAAUGUGUAUUUUGCCACAUUUUUCACAAGGAAAACAAUAACUGCUCUUGACCCCAACUCGUUAAAAUUCUAUCACCUAACUGCCUGAGGGCUGUCCCUAUCUGAGAAAACUAGAAAGUCUAAUCGUUUGCAGAUGUCUCUACAAAGGCAGCACUUUCUGCUCAGCAUUAAAAGAUGCCUGCGUAAGUGUUGAUCCGGCCGGUGUGUUGAACUAGCGACCUCUCGCUCAGCAGACCGGCGCUUAUCCAGCUGAGCUAACCGGACGGCAAAAAAUGACCAGUCAUGAAUCUUAAGAAACAUAGCGACAGUUAUUUAAACGUAGUUUAGCCAGUGUUUAACAAAACCGUGUUCUGAGCCAUUUUUCGAUUUGCCCAACGGUUUUAUCUAAACCCCGCUUAUUGUGAAGUGUUUUAUGAAAGCAUAUAGAGUAGAUUAGAAAAACAUUUAUCUUCUUAAAAUAUCGCACUAAGGAAGAGAUUCUGGAGGUCCAAAGAUUUGUUAAACCCCGGCUUAAAUUAAACUUUGCUUAAAUAACCGACCCAUAAUUUUUCAACCAGGUUUGGAUGCUCCCCCUAGCAGCUGGGUCAUUAUGCCGCAUGACAGAGGUUCAUCGUUGCUGGUGGCAAUUGAUAAUCUGUUGUACCUUACAGAAAAGGGACAGUGUAAUAGACUGGUGAGCUGUAGUAUACAGUAGAACUGUUAUCGUGAUACAACCAAUUAUAAUCCAAACCAUUCAAAAUAACUUCAAGAUAUUUGCACACCCAUUGCAACUCAGCAACGAUGGCGAAAACGUUGUUUGAAACUUCAUGGCGAUGAAUCCAACUCGCAUAAUUUGUCAAAUGCAGGCGAGUCCUGGACUUGUCUCGGAGUUGAAUUUUUAGGGACUGUUUACAUGGAGAUGGGGGACCCCAGAUAGGUGAGGUGACAUGCGGUAGGUCACCCCACCUAUCAUGUAAACGUGAUCAAAUUAAAGUCAGAGAUUAUAAUUAUGGACAGGUAGGUUACCCCACCUAAGCGAAAAAGAGAAAAAUUGAUCAUCGUGUUUACGUUUUUCAUAAAACGCUAAAUUAGGAAAUUUCCGUCUUGACAAAAUGUGCCAGAAGCCUUAUGUACGUGCAGCGUUAUCGUUUAACGAAUUUUCGACCGCCUAAAAGAAAUUUGACUGGACACAUCGCUCACCCACGACCGUUCAAUAUUUUUCGCUGUUCACACUGAACUUUGAACGGCUAUGCAUCUGAAUUUUCGUACGGUUAAGGUGAUGUUAUAGGAGACGAUGCGCCGCAACACAGCGUUGCAAUGUUGGUUGCAACGUUGCAACCAUUCAAAACAAUUUCGCAACAAUGUUGCAACGCCGUGUUACGGCUUGCGCGAGAAAUCGUUGUUGAGAAUUCGAGUGAACUAUCGAAUUUGCAGGCGGUCGAAAAUUCGUCAGGUUGCCUUUUUGACUUUCUCUUUGCUGUCACUGUCUCGAAAUCAUAAACUUCCUCUUGAGUGCAAAGUGCAAGACAGGUUGCUACUUUUUACCAAUCCUGAAUCAGCCACAGGGCGUAGCAAAGCAGUGGGUGCGGGGGAAGGAAGGAACGGAGGGGAAAAAAUAGAGAAGUGUGUUGAGAUGUCGCAAUGAGAAUAUUGUACAUCUCCGGAUUUAUCAGUGUCACAGCUUUAAAUAUGAAAUAGCGAAGUCUCAAUCGUUUAUAACGUUGACAAAUUUUUCUCCGAACUCACACAACUGAGUAUGCUUGCUGUCUGCUUGUUGAACAGUUUUGAUAUUAUUCAAUUUUCAGACUGUUUCAUUCAGCGCUGGGACCCCGGUCACUUCCAUCAUAGAAAUGGCCAUAUCUUACAAUUAUGAAUACCUAGCAAUGUUUACAGACACUGGUUUGUUAUGGAUAGGAUCAGCAGAUUUACAGGUGGGUAUAACACUGUUACACUGUUUAGCCCGCAAAUGGACGAGCUCAAUAAUUCAACUGGCAGUACUAGCUUUGAUUCUAUAUCAAGGUUUGAAGAAAGCAUGUAAAAAGGCUUUUGUUUAUACUACUUGAAUUUGAGGUAUCUUUUCUUGUGACAAAUGAAGACCCGUAAAAUUAAAAUUUUGGUAUCCGCCUUAGUUCUCCAUGGUGGGAUAUCAUCAUUAAUUUAGUUUAGCUACUUCUUCCUCGGAAACCUUGCUAAAACAAAUUCUUGUCAUGGCAAAGUUGAUUUUUAUUGCGUUCACUUAAUUUGCCGACAUCUCCGCAAAGCGAGGAAGCUUAGCAACCCGGGCCGCUAGGCCAGGCCCUGAAGAGCUCAACUUAAGUACACCUGUAUUUCGCAGUUCUUUGAAUUUUGCAGUUAUUGUUGUAUUUCUGUCUUCUUUAGAAAGUCUACUGUGAGUUCAAUACUUCUUGUCCAUCAAGACCCAAGCAACUAACCUGGUAAGGAGGGAGAAAUUGUUGUUUCUAGAAUGAAGGCUCUCGUCUUUUAUGACGAAUUCUCGCCUGGUUGGGUCCGGUUGGCCGUGCCAUUCUUUUGAAUUCAAACUAAGAGCCAUCGGUGUUUUUCUUUCUUCCGCCACCCAUCUAGCGAUGUUUCGCCGCAACGUGUUGCUGCAACUAAUCUCCUGACCUGUACACAGGGAGUACUCUGUCGCCGACUCAUGUUCCUGCAACUUGUCUCCUUGUGUGUUCCGAUCUUUACUUAUUUCAACUUACCUUACAGGUGUGCAAUGGGUGCUGUCAUAUGUUACUGGGACGAUUAUUUGGAUGUUGUUGGACCGACAAUGGACACCGUUAGAUAUCCUUUGAUUAACAAGAUCAUUCUUUAUCAUGAUCCGACUAUCUUUCCAACUAUAUGCGGAGCAAGCUAUCUAACUGCUAGAGCAUGCUAGGAUUAAAAAUUGUUCUUGUUGUUGUUGUAAAUGUUAGCUUGGCCAAGUUGGUAAUUGUGCUGUCAUGUUGCAAUUAUAUAUUGAUCGUGUUACUUAAAACACCCUUGAUUUGAACUGACAAUUGUUACUAGUGUAGAUAUGAGUAGUUUCUAUUUUUUUCAUUGAGCACGCUAUUGCCAUAUAUUUAACAAUUUUUGCACGAGUGCGCGUUGGAUAUGAGUGAAAUAAUUGUUUAUUAAAACGCCCACAAAAUAUCGAGAAUUCUUCCCGGCUUUAUUUGUAAGAACAACCAGUUUUUCAAAUUUUGGUAUGUGGCUCAUAUGCCAUGAUGGCUAAGCCAAUCAGAGCUCUUUAACUGCAUUAUCCAAUGGUUCAGUUUUAAUAAAUAUGCAUAUGCUACGGAUAGCACCUGACUUCUUAACAUAUUUCACAUAUCAGAUGGACAGUGCUGUUCAUUUAGUUCAAGAGUUAGAUGGCGUAAGAAUCAUUGGUAAUGAGACUCAUGAACUGCUUCAGCGAGUUCCAGGUUGGUAAAUAUGAUUACGUUGAUUGCGGGCGGUUUCUCCUCCUGGCGAAACCUCUCUAGCAACGAGGAGCAAGGUGAAACGGCUGUAUUAGCAGACUACAAAUGAAAGGUUUCAAAAUGCUCGCAGAUAUUCUCUCUUGUUCUCGAUUCAUAUAGCUAUCGAAAUAUAGCCAAAAACAACAAUCCCUGUUGGUGGCCGGGAUGUCCUUGAGAUUUAUUUCUUCUCCACAGACAUUUGAUGCUUUUCCAAAUUACCUUCUCUUAAAACUUGUCGUUACCUGUAGGUGCUUAAAGCGAAAUAAACUCUCGAGACUGUUGACUUAAACAUUUAGCUCAGUGUGGUCUUGGUGUGGCUUAUGUAUGAUUUUUCAACUUACUCCCCGGAAGCAGAUGAGACUGACUCUACAUUCAGUAUCCCCCCCUCCAAAGAAAAUGGGUACCCUGUUGUCACGAACAGGCAAAAAGCCCUAAACUUUAUUUCAGUCGACUUGUUCAAUCGGUUUACGGUCAAGUCGCCCGAAAUCAGAGUCAUGUUGCCCGAUAUCUUGAGUCAUGUCCCUCGAAAUAAAUAGCGAUAUUUGCGUCUUUGUUUAACUUCACAUUUGUAUAGGUUACCGGACACAGUUGAGUCAACAUUUUUCGACUAAAUUCCUUGCGAUAUACUUCAGAUGAUACUUUUGUUCAAGUUUAUACACUCGAUAAAAUUUUAGGCGACGUGACGUAGGAUUUCAGGCGACAUUACUCUGGUUUCAAGCGAUAUGACUUCGGGCGAGAUGACUUUCUAGCGACUUGACCGGUUACCGUUCAACCAGAACCACUUCUUAUCACGAAUGUGAACAAUUAUGUCCGAUACUAGAGCAACUAUUUCUAUUAAUCUUUUAGCUGCUGUGGAACAAGUGUUUAAAAUCGGUUCAAUGGAACCAGGUGCGAUGCUGUUUGAUGCAUCAAAGGAAUUUGAGGCAAGCAAUGCUUCACUCUCUCUGGGAAAAAGUUGUCUCGGGUAAAAGGCUCAGCCGCCUACCUGAGCCAGUGGCAGAUCUAGGGCAGGGGCCAAGGGGGCUCGCCCCCAUCUCCUUUAUUGUUAGACCGCCACUGCGAGCCAUCCUGGGCGAGCCUGUUGGUGGGUGACCUGUUUUCCUUGGUAAGGUCACCAUCCUAGCUGAGUCAACUUUUCUCCAUAAAAUAAAAAAUAAUCAACUUUAUUUAUAUAGCGCUAUUUCAGUCCAAAACCUCAAUAGCGCUUUACUGAAUUCAUAAGAAAGAACAGUCAUGAAUGAAGAAAAACAUAGCAUGAUAAUAAAAAGAAUACCUUACAAACAACAUUAAAGUUUCAACUUAAAGAUUCUAAACUACACUAAAAAGUAAAUCCCUAAAAAUUAAGCUGUCGUUCUGUUUCUUUCGUGUAUAUUCCUGUAAACAGAAAAAGACAACAACAACAACAACAACAACAUCUUUAUUUCUUACAUUAAAUAUACAAAUAACACACCACCUGCAAAUAGCAAGGCUAAUCGAGGCAGGUGGUGUGUAGACGGCUUAAGAUUUAUUACUGACCACCUUUUGCCAUUUUGGCCAAAUUUUCACAGAGCUACAAAAGUUGCGUCCGCACUGUACGCACACAUGCGCACGUGAAAGAGCGCCCAAGCAGAGGAGUACAUUCGGAUGAUCAAAGAACGUCUUCCUGCGGCUGUCCAGGAAUGUAUCCACGCCGCUACCGGGGAACAUGAGCCUGCAAUACAAAGAGGACUGCUGAGGGUGAGUAUAGUUUCGGAGGUAGUCCUGGUAACCACAUGAUACUUAUGUUCAGUUGCAACGUUUCGAUUUUUACCGACACCCGUCCCCAGGGGUUGGGGGAGUUGUUGACAAGUUUAAGGUUUCUUACACAGUGAUUGGUGCUCUGUAAACUGCCAGAUAAAUUUAGCAUUUUUUGAAAAAAUACAUUAUCUGUCUUCCGUUUCAAAAUCACCACCUCCUACUGAAAAAGUUUUAGUUAAUCUGCUGAAGUUCCUUCAAAUUCGCUUGGGCAUAAAUCGUUGAACGUGAUGCCGUGAAAAGAAAAUCUGUACUCAGUAUAUCUGGGUAAUUUGAAUUGAAAGCGAAAGAGCGCAAAUAGUUCGUCCACUAUGUUUCUAUUUGAGGAGUGUAGUAAGAGACAUAAAGGACUUCAUUAAUGCUUUCGACGAACGCGUUAUUCAGUGAUUUUUCAGUUAUACAGGAUGAAUUGAAAGUAUAGCAAAUCUCAGCGAGUGGUCAACAUUCGCCGAUAACACUGCUCUGUUACCAUCUACCAGCGAAGUUUGCAACGUCGCUUGGUCAGAGAUUUUAUGCGGGAAAUAGUUCUCGUGUAACAUGUCAUGUGUCCUCGUAGUAACCAAUAAGAGCGCUCCGGCGGUCGAUGUUGGGGAAAGUUCGACCUAUAGAAUAACCGUUUUUUUUUUACUGAUCUCCGCUGUAUUCCUUUUUUCUCUUUGCUAGGCUGCUUCCUUUGGUAAGAGUUUGCUAACUGAUAUGUCGCCACACGCGUUUGUUUCGAUGUGCCGGAAUCUUAGAGUUUUAAACGCCGUGUGGGACUACAUGGUUGGAAUUCCACUUACAUAUGGACAGUAUCCUUUAUCUUAAUUAGAGAGUGAACCAAAUUUUCAGUUGUUGCAAAAGCGUCGUCUCACAGGUUACAUUUUGCCUAAUUGCAGCGUGUGUUGCAGCAAGUCUACACUAUGCUAGCCUCCGUAGCAAAACGAAAAUUUUUUUUAUUUUUCGGGUUGAUUUGCAAUUGCUCAAAUUGCAAUUUCCGCUGGGAAGAUCAUAUCUUCAUUUAAACUUGCAUUUCCGCAGUUCACAUCAUCUUCAACUAAGUUAUCAUUGCUCUGAUCCCAACUUUUUCGACGAACUUGCGCGGAAACCUUUUCUACGCAGGCUAACACUUUGCCAGAUAGCUCUUACGUCGGCACGGAAACCAUACCGGAGAGUGUUUUUGUCCACACGAGAGAACGGUGAUUUCGGUGCGAUUUAUGUAACGGAGCAAAGCUGCGGGGUUUAAAUUACAUUUUUGUACAGGGAACGAACGAGAUAUGUUCCUUUUUCUCUUUUUUGAAACGGAUAUGUUAAAAGUACGUUAACACAGUUUUCAAUUUUGUGGCUCUUAUCAAGUUCUUAAAGUGGGCUCCAUUUUGCUUUUUUGUCCUCUGAGAGUACUCUUUGAUUAUUUUUCAAAAAUUAUCCAAUUUUGACGCCUUGACGAUCGUCCUAGACUGGAAAAACUAACAAUGAAAACCCUUAUCGACAGGUGAGUUUUGUUUUUGUCACCCUGUUUGUUGUCUUUUUAAAAAAGCUAAAACGUGCAAUGCUUAUGCAUUUUUUUUAGGGGGAGGGGGGCGGUAAACAAGGUGUAUUGCUACGUAGCUGGAAACUUUUUCAUAACAGUGCGCGCUCUCAUUGGUUUCUUCGAGGUCACAUGAUAUCUAACAAUGAAGCUUUUUCCCGCCAAAAUCUGUUAGCGGACAACAUUGCAAAAUCUAUGACGUCAUAGGGGAACAGUGCAUUGUUACCCGCGAAUGUUGACCGACGACUACCGUUACAGCGAGGGAAGCGAGGUUUAAUGAAUUUCCAGCUAUAUAGCCUCGGGAAACAUUGAGAUUCUCGGAAAACAAAUUUAACUGUUUCCCUCGAGACCAGUCAUUAAGUGUUUAAGUGUUUAUUGCAAUGUGAAACGUUCAAUAAGUUCCGAGCUUCAGGUGAGAAUCAAACUUACGACCUUUCGAGUUCGAGAUCAGACGAUCUACCCACUGAGCUGCUGGGGGCUCUAUAGUGAGCAGGGUCGAAAUUUAUUAAUAGUUCAUUAUUCACCAGACCUGACAAUUAGUAAAUAGUACGAAAUAGUACUUUUAAGAAAAAAUAACAGAAUGAAUAUGAUAUAUGUCCGAUAAUCUUUCUCUUUUGCCCGACUAAAAUGGUGACGUCGUUGGACAUAAAUCAUUUCCAAAUAUCAAAAUUAUUUGCAUUCCUACUGAAUAUAAAACAAGCUGAAGCAAAGUUGUUGUUUAUUGACUUGCCUACUUUCCGUGUAUAAACGGUGUUUACUAAAUUGAUUUUCCCGCCGUCAGAUCUGGAGAGGGAGUUCUUUGCCUUAAGUUCAUUUUACUACCGUUUAUUUUCUGCUCUUGUAGGCUUGUUUUGUGGCCUCACUACUGUCUGGCCAUAAGAAUCUGUGAUUACCUGAAGAUUCCUAAGGGGGAGGGUGCCAGUCGCAUCCUUGGACACUGGGCUUGUUAUAAAGUGAGUGUUGGCUGUUACCUAUAUGUUAGCAAUCAGCUUAUGGCUGGUAAUUUGAUAAAAUUGCAAUUGGUAAUGGUAAAUUAUGGUUGUGGCAGUAGACACAACUGGGGCUGGGUGUCCGGUGGUUGUUUCAUGUGCUGAAUUUGGCACAUUGCUCUUCGUGUUUGUGUAUUUAUCAAAGAUCACAAAAUCAACCUGUGAAAAGAUCUAGAUCAAUUAGACUGGAUUGUACGCGGUGAAGACAGCGUGGCCAGGCGCCCAUCGUGUUGUUUUCGCAAUCCGCCGGUCCCGGGUUGGAGUCCCACUCUAGCCACUUGCUGAAUUUAUUCACGAUCCGGUGUUUCCAAGUUCAGAUACCCGGUCAUGCUUGUAAAUAGCCAACUGGUUGCCUCCUGCCAGUUGGGGUUUUUAAUCCUGUUGUGUUUUAUUUCGUCAAAAAGUAAACAGCUGAACUUUCUCAUAGCUGGGAUGAUCACAUUGAAAUUAACUUCUCCGCCCUAGUAGAAUACAAUAGUGUCCGUAAAUAGUUUUUCUUGUGUUGAAUAUAUUGACAUCUCUUUCGUUCCUUCACUUCUUCAAAACUUGCUUUUCUUGUUUAAACAGGUUCAGCAAGCCAAUGUUGAUGACGAAGAGAUUGCUCGUGCCAUCAACUCCAAGCUUGGAGAGACUCCUGGGAUAUCUUACUCAGAAAUAGCUUCAAAGGCAGUGGACUGUGGACGAACUCACCUGGCCAUCAAGGUUAGUUGAGAGCAUUCACAUGUGAACAGUUUUAUUAUAGAUUACGUUCCAAGUACAAUUUGAGGCAUAAAGCGGUGUCUUCCGUCAGUAUUUGCUUGCUAAAUGCACUGAGGCUUAAAAUAACGUGGGUUGGUAUUGAAUGGGAUUUUUUUACCUGCGAGAUUGCUUUUACUGUAGGUAAUCAAGAAUUUUAUUUCAGUAUUCGGAGUAUGAGGAACGCGCUUUGUAAUAGGUUCGGCGGUCCGAACUUUCACCAUUGUUCUGUCCAGGGGUUACCAACAUGCUCGUCUCAUAGGACGUCAACAAAACCUGGAACGGACCGGGUCAGAUCAAUCCCUGUAACUCACUGAAUAACGAAAGGUAAGGGAUAGUGCCUCUGGGAAUGAUCUGAUCCGNUUGGUAUUGAAUGGGAUUUUUUUACCUGCGAGAUUGCUUUUACUGUAGGUAAUCAAGAAUUUUAUUUCAGUAUUCGGAGUAUGAGGAACGCGCUUUGUAAUAGGUUCGGCGGUCCGAACUUUCACCAUUGUUCUGUCCAGGGGUUACCAACAUGCUCGUCUCAUAGGACGUCAACAAAACCUGGAACGGACCGGGUCAGAUCAAUCCCUGUAACUCACUGAAUAACGAAAGGUAAGGGAUAGUGCCUCUGGGAAUGAUCUGAUCCGGUUCUGCGGUCCAGGUUUUGCCUACGGCCUUUCUCGUGGCUUCGCCGCUUGUGCCUCCACGAGGAGACCUGCUUACAGCCUUGCUUAAAGCCAGCCUUGACGUCUAGCUGGAGCAAUCUCACCAUAGUAAGUUCGUCGUUUGACAAUCGGUAAACUAGCCUAUCACAGUCAUGCCAUGAUAGCCUGUUCACAGACCCUCUAUUUUCUCUUCAAAGUCCGUCGAGCGCGGGUGAUAAAAUAUAUACCGCAGGGGAUUAUAUUGGAAAAGAACGAAAAGAAAAUUAAAACAACGUCUGUGUACAGGCUAUGCCAUGAUACAUAAUGUAUCUUUCAAGAUACUCCCAUCUUCGUGGUCUGAUUUUUUACCUGUAGCUGUUGGACUAUGAAGUAAAAGCCGCUGACCAAGUUCCACUGCUCAUGUACAUGAAUAAAGAUGACCUGGCGCUCGAGAAGGCCAUUAUGAGUGGAGACACGGAUCUGGGUGAGUUAUAAGUGGGUACCACUGUGGAGAACUACAGCUAACUUUAACUAUAGUGGAUGGGAACAGUUUUUGAAGCCCGUUUUUGUUUCGUCGUAGUCGCAAGAGCCGACUUAGAGAAAGAUCUAUCGUAAUGUUGAAAUUGUACCAAAGGUUCCAAAAAUUUAGAAUAAACGUUUUCUCAGCUUAAAAGUUGGCGUUACACAAGCGGCGUUACAAGCUGAGACAGAGGUUCAAACCUUAAAACAUUUUUGGGAUUGUUUUGUUGCUCAUUAUUUGGAUCUUUCCUCGCCGUUGACACAAUUUCAAGUAUAUUUCAACCAUCUUGAUCCUUGAUCCUCCAUUGGUACCAGCUUUCUCUGGUCAGGUGAUCAAAAUUGAUGGAUCCGAACCGCCGUCAUCCAAAACCCGCCUACUUGAUUUUCCCCUGUAUCUAGAUGACAUUUCAUUUGUGUUGUCUUUUUUUUAUUUCUAGUGUAUAUGGUUGUUAUGCAUUUGAAGGAUAAUCUAACUCUUGGCGAGUUCUUGAUGGCCAUACGUUACCGUCCUGUGGCACUCAGCCUCUACAUCAAGGUGAGUCUAUGA
Porites evermanni is the source of this 17419-nucleotide messenger RNA. The record is from the annotation of a GenBank genome assembly. NCBI's taxonomy places the organism in Eukaryota, Metazoa, Cnidaria, Anthozoa, Scleractinia, Poritidae.